AUGCUCAACAUGUCGCGUUGCAUUCGUCACCGUGGUCCCGACUGGUCCGGCUGUGUCGUCACACAGGAGGAAGGCUCCAAAGGCUCCAUUCUCUGCCACGAGCGUUUGGCCAUCGUCGGUAUCUCGACAGGUGCUCAACCCCUCGUCUCCACCGACGGCAAGCUCAUCCUCGCCGUCAACGGUGAGAUCUACAACCACAGGCAGCUCCGCAAGAGCCUCAAGGACCAGAACGCAGAAUUCAAGACAGAGUCCGAUUGCGAGGUUAUCUUGCACCUCUACCGCGAGCACGGCUCCGACUUUGUCAAGAUGCUCGACGGCAUGUUCUCCUUCAUCUUGCUAGACACCACCACCACCCCACACCGAGUCAUCGCUGCUCGCGAUCCCAUCGGUAUCACCACAUUGUACCAGGGCGCUUCCUACAAGUACCCUGGUGCCAUCUACUUUUCCUCCGAGCUUAAGGCCAUCCACGAGGAGUGCGACCGCAUCCGAUCUUUCCCUCCCGGCCACUUUUACGACUCGUCCCUCCCCGAAGGUAAGGAGACCGUCCGCUACUACAACCCCAACUGGCUCGAUGGCGAUGCAGAGGGUGCCGAGAUCCCCGCCAACCCCACCGACCUCAAGCAGAUCCGCGAAGCACUCGAAAAGGCCGUCCGCAAGCGUCUCAUGUCCGAGGUCCCCUACGGUGUGCUCUUGUCCGGCGGUCUCGACUCGUCGCUCAUCGCCUCGAUCGCCGCGAGAGAGACCGACAAGAUGGCCGAUCUUCAGCGCAAGCAGUGGGAGGAGCGACAGGCCCGCCGCGCGCGCGGCUUGACCACCCCGGCUGGCGAUGCCAACGGUACCAAGCUCCCCGUAGGCCUCGACGAGGAUGCCGACAACGAAGUCGAGAACCUUGCCGCUUGGCCACGACUCCACUCCUUCUCCAUCGGCCUUCCCGGCUCGCCCGACUUGCUGGCCGCCCGCAAAGCAGCACAAUUCCUCGGAACCGUCCACCACGAGUACACCUUCACCGUUCAGGAGGGUCUCGACGCCAUCGCCGACGUCAUCUUCCACCUCGAGACCUACGAUGUCACCACCGUUCGCGCCUCUACCCCCAUGUACCUGCUCUCGCGCAAGAUCAAGGCCAUGGGUGUCAAGAUGGUUCUCUCCGGUGAGGGCUCCGACGAGAUCUUUGGUGGCUACCUCUACUUCCACGCUGCGCCCGACAAGACCUCGUUCCACCAGGAGUGCGUUCGCCGUGUCAAGAACCUCCACACCGCCGACUGCCUGCGUGCCAACAAGAGCACAAUGGCAUGGGGUCUCGAGGCUCGUGUCCCCUUCCUCGACAAGGCCUUCCUCGACGUUGCCAUGAACACCGACGCUGCCGACAAGAUGUUCAGCAAGGGUUCGCUCCAACAAGUCGAUGCCGACGGCCGUCCCCGCAUGGAGAAGUACAUCCUGCGAAAGGCGUUCGACGUCAUCCCCGACGACGUCGAGGCUGGCGGCGACGGUACCGGCAGCAUGCUCUCCUCCUCCGCGCCUCGCAAGCCCUACCUCCCCGAAGACAUCCUCUGGCGUCAAAAGGAGCAGUUCUCCGACGGCGUCGGUUACUCCUGGAUCGACGGCAUCAAGGAUCACGCCGAAAAGGCCAUCUCGGACGAAAAGUUCGCCGAACGCGCCAAACGCUACCCGAUGGACACCCCGGACACAAAGGAGGCCUACAUGAUCCGCGAGAUCUUCGAGAGCUGGUUCCCCUCGGACGCCGCCGCUUCCACCGCCGUGCGCUGGAUCCCAAGAGCCGACUGGGGCUGUGCUGCCGACCCCUCGGGACGUGCCGUCAAGAUCCACGAAUCGGCCUACUCUGCCGACGAGUAA
Pseudozyma hubeiensis SY62 is the source of this 1851-nucleotide messenger RNA. RefSeq names its product asparagine synthetase. The record is from RefSeq and is a predicted model, not a curated record. Gene Ontology annotation, molecular function: asparagine synthase (glutamine-hydrolyzing) activity. Gene Ontology annotation, cellular component: cytosol. NCBI's taxonomy places the organism in Eukaryota, Fungi, Basidiomycota, Ustilaginomycetes, Ustilaginales, Ustilaginaceae. The coding region runs from base 1 to 1851 and encodes 616 amino acids. The transcript has a single exon.